CACCCGGGGACCCGCUCGGUGGGCGCAGCAGCCGCUUCCACGCGCCUCCCGCUUUCUCCUCUGUCAGGAUCCCGCGCCCGUCCGCAAACGAUGCCCCGUUACGAGCUGGCUUUGAUCCUGAAAGCCAUGCAAAGGGGUUGGUACAGUAGGCCUCACUAGACUUAGCUGCAACUAAGAAUUUCUCCUACAACAACAAAGUUAAUGGUGAUGCUCUUGUGGAUUAUCGAAUAAAAGUGCACGCUAAGUAUUUAAGAAGCGGAGAAAACAAAUUUGUCUUGUCAAAGUUUGUACCACAACUACUGCCAUCAAGACAGCAAAACCAAUGGACAAAGAAAUGAUCCACAGUAUUUGUAAACGUAAACUUGAUUGGUCUUACUAAGGCUCGAGGCCUGUGACCUGGACUUCAACAUUGGGAAUUACUUAAUUUACAAAGAUGGGGGCAGCUUUGGAACCAGCAGACAUUGCCAUUGUGGUAUUGUACUUUGUGCUUGUGCUGUGCAUAGGUUUUUUUGCCAUGUGGAAACACAAUCGAAGCACUAUAAGUGGGUACUUCCUGGCAGGGCGAUCUAUGACUUGGGUAGCGAUCGGUGCUUCCUUGUUUGUGAGCAACAUCGGGAGUGAACACUUCAUUGGGCUUGCAGGAUCUGGAGCAGCAAGUGGAUUUGCAGUAGGAGCAUGGGAGUUCAACGCCUUAUUGCUUUUGCAGUUCUUAGGAUGGAUCUUCGUUCCUGUCUACAUAAGAUCUGGAGUAUACACCAUGCCAGAGUACUUGUUCAAACGUUUUGGAGGUCAUAGAAUUCAAGUAUACUUUGCAGUGUUGUCUCUGAUUCUAUAUAUUUUCACCAAACUUUCAGUAGAUUUGUAUUCAGGUGCAUUGUUUAUUCAAGAAUCGCUAGGCUGGAAUCUUUAUCUGUCAGUUAUACUGUUGAUUGGAAUGACUGCAUUGUUGACAGUGACUGGGGGUCUGGUUGCAGUUAUCUAUACAGAUACUGUUCAAGCUUUGCUUAUGAUUAUUGGUGCCCUCACACUUAUGAUCAUAAGUAUCACAGAAGUUGGCGGGUUUGAAGAAGUUAAGCGAAGGUACAUGUUAGCAUCACCAAAUAUUACAUCAAUCAUGCUGACAUACAACCUUUCGAAUACAAAUUCCUGUCAUGUUGACCCAAAGCCUGACUCACUGAAAAUGUUGCGUGAACCAACUGAUGAAGAUAUUCCUUGGCCUGGGUUCCUUUUGGGACAGACUCCAGCCUCUGUAUGGUACUGGUGCGCAGACCAAGUCAUUGUUCAGAGGGUUUUGGCAGCAAAAAAUAUUGCUCAUGCCAAAGGCUCUACCCUAAUGGCAGGUUUUCUAAAACUUUUGCCUAUGUUUAUUAUAGUUGUUCCAGGUAUGAUUUCACGAAUACUGUUUGCUGAUGACAUUGCAUGUAUCAAUCCAGAGCAUUGCAUGCAAGUUUGUGGAAGUCGGGCUGGGUGCUCUAACAUUGCCUAUCCACGUUUGGUUAUGAAACUUGUUCCUGUUGGCCUGCGAGGACUUAUGAUGGCUGUAAUGAUUGCUGCACUAAUGAGUGAUUUGGAUUCUAUAUUUAACAGUGCCAGCACCAUAUUCACGCUUGAUGUGUACAAACUCCUAAUACGCAGGAAUGCAUCCUCUAAAGAACUCAUGAUUGUAGGAAGAAUGUUUGUUGCUUUCAUGGUAGUUGUAAGCAUUGCUUGGGUCCCAAUAAUUGUGGAAAUGCAGGGAGGCCAAAUGUAUCUCUAUAUUCAAGAGGUUGCAGACUAUUUGACUCCACCCGUGGCUGCUCUGUUUCUUUUGGGCAUAUUUUGGAAGCGUUGCAAUGAGCAAGGUGCCUUCUACGGUGGAAUGGUUGGAUUUCUCCUCGGAGCUAUACGACUGAUACUGGCAUUUAUCUAUCGUGUUCCUGAAUGUAACCAACCUGAUACUCGGCCAAGCUUCAUCAAAAGUAUUCAUUACAUGUAUGUUGCCACUGCAUUGUUUUGGAUCACUGGAAUUGUGGCUAUAGUUGUAAGCCUUUUUACAUCACCACCUUCAAAGGAACAAAUCAGGACAACCACAUUCUGGUCUGUGAAAAACAGGACUGUAAAAGAAAGCACUUCAGCUGAAGAUUCACUCAAAGCACAAGAGAAGACCAUCUUAAAAUAUGAUGAGACACCUAAUCAUAUAUCUUCAAAUGGUAAAUCUGAAGAAAACGUUAAAAGUGAUCAACCUGAAAAUAUCAAUCUUUUAAUUACUUGCACAGAUGACGUCAAUCCAGUGAUCUCUAUAAGUAACUCUGAAGCUGAGACACCAGUAGAUUGCUAUUCUAAUGGACAAGCAGCUCUUAUGGGUGAAAAGAAGGUGGAGAAAGAGACUGACAGAAAUGACAAACACUGGAAGUUCAUAAAUUGGUUCUGUGGCUUUAAAACUAAAAUCAUGAACAAAAGAGGCAGCCAUGAUAAGGAAGAAGAGACUAUUUGUCUACAAAUGCUGGAAGAGACUCCAAAAGUUAAAUUUCUACUAAAUACUGGACUAGUCUGUGUGUGUUCACUUGGAAUAUUCAUGUUUGUUUAUUUCUCUUUGUGAGUGAAUGAGGAGUUUAAGGGUAUGGUCAAACAAAUACAAACUGAGAUAUUAGUCCCUGAAAAAAUAUUUAUAUAUCUAUAUUGUGUGCGUUUGUCUGUCUUACAUCUCAGGCAUCUUUUACGCUAUUAAUGUCAGCCAAAUUGUUUUUCAACCAAUAUGAAAAAGAUUAGAUUGAUAUCGUAACAUUUCUGCUAUAGUGCAGAAAGUUGAGGGAUUUAUAGUGCCAUUCUAAGCAGAGUUGCAGCCUUCCAAGUCCAUUCAAAUCAGUGGGCUCAGAAUGGUGUAACUCUGCUGAGAACAGCACUGUUAGUAGAGUACUAAAUGGUGGGUUUUAAGAUACCAAAGUAAAGACAUCUGUAGUUUUUGAAGGUGAAAUGUGAAAACAGUCCAAGGUUAAGCAUUCUUCAAACACCAGAUCUAAUAGUGUUUCCAACAAAUCAAGGUGUUCCACAUGAUCUUUACAUGAUCUUUUGUUAUUUCAGACAGUUUGAAGAUAUGUGUGGCAGAAUUCUAAUAUUGCUUCUCCUUUCUAGUUAAAAUCAAAUAUUUUAAAAUAGCAGUUCUUCUACUCUUGCUUAUUUAUAUUUGAUGUCCUAGUUGCAAUGAAUAGCAGCAUCUACACAUGGAUCUGGUUCAGAAAUCUGAUAUGACUGUACUCUGCUCCACGUAAAGAUGAUAGUAGAGGGUAUAUUUUCCACCACAGAAUAAAGCAUAUUGGACCUCCUUGUUGUAGAAUGCUCCAUCUGGGUGCUAGUUCCUCCCUAGUCCUGCUCCCCUCAUCCUUUUGAAAGUGAAAAUACAUUUUGGCAUAAAUGCUCUUGUAUCAAAAUACCCUGUUCAGUAAUGCACAAAAUAAUGGUUUUGACAAAGGUCAUGAAUAAAAAUGAAUGAUAAUUAUCAUAUUUUUCGGGACUAUAUUCUAAUGUGGAAACAUUCAACUUUCUCAACCACUGCACCUCAACUGACCGAAUUAUCAUCUUUCGGUGGAACAGAGUAUAGUCAUCAGAAUGCUGGUGACACCCCUUGCUGCAUCUCAUCAGAGUUAGGUGAACAAAGAAUGCUCUGAACAGGUGCUUGGAAAUGGUAACAGGCUAGGUGAAGAGCAGUAAAAUGUCUAGCUAUGACUGAGAUUAGUCUUGUUGAUAGCAGCCAGAUUGUUUGCUGGGGGAGGGAGACAUGACAGACUAGUGUGUGCCUGCUGGUGGCAAUCCAGGUCUCUUCUGCCUUUAAUCACCUUAAGUUAGUCUGCUAGCUGCUCCUUGGAACAGCAUGGUCGGGGCAACGUUAUUCAUGCUCUAAUCAUAUCCAGGUUAGAUUGCUAUAACUUUAUGUGGGGAUGCCUUUGAAGACUGGAAAAUUCACAUUGUUCAGAAUGCAUCAGUGAUGCUACUAUCUGGCCAUUCUUAAACAUCACUGGCUGUUAGAUUGUUUCAGGACACAAUUCAGAACAGUGAUUCUUUCCUUUGAAGUACUAAAAAGUGUGAGACAGGAGUAUUUUGAAGUCUGUGUAUUGCCCUAAGGACCUGCUGAUGUUUGUUUUGGAGCCCUAUAUUCUGUUUACCUCUUAUUUGGAUGGAUCAGAGGUUUUGAUAGUAUUGUGUUGUUUUAAAGAUGUGAGCAACUUGAGCAUUUAAUGGCAAAUAUUUUAAACUAACACUAAAGCCUAUUAUGCAAACAAAUACAUGGGCUGCAGAAAACUGUUGAGGAAGAAGAGAAGAAGAGUUUGGAUUUAUACUCCACCUUUAUCUCCUGUAAGGAGACUCAAGGUGGCUUACAAGCUCCUUUCCCUUCCUCUCCC
This is a messenger RNA of Sphaerodactylus townsendi, 4376 nucleotides long. RefSeq names its product solute carrier family 5 member 3 (gene SLC5A3). Bases 434 to 2578 code for a protein of 714 amino acids. Gene Ontology annotation, molecular function: D-glucose:sodium symporter activity. NCBI's taxonomy places the organism in Eukaryota, Metazoa, Chordata, Lepidosauria, Squamata, Sphaerodactylidae. Gene Ontology annotation, cellular component: plasma membrane. The transcript has 2 exons. The record is from RefSeq and is a predicted model, not a curated record. Gene Ontology annotation, biological process: myo-inositol transport; transmembrane transport; inositol metabolic process.